UUUUUAAAAUUGUAAUUUGUUAGAAGUCGGCUAUUGUUUCGUGGUCUGAGAGAACAAAAAGGACCGAACUUCAUUCAAAUCCCCGACAAAUCUCAAUCGCCUCUUUUUUCUCGACGAAAUUGGAAUAUCAGAACGAAGAGAGAAAGAAAAAUUUUGAUGGAAAAAGGAAAAUCUGCCGCCAAAGCAUUAGAAAUCUCGUUGAAGAAGCUCGAUUUGAACGCCGAUCGGAACUCCAAAUCGUCUCAUUCGAUCCCCUCUCUACACUCUUCCAGGUUACGCGUUGAGAAGAAUAAACCUCCUAGUUUAGUGAGCUUGUGCCUCGGAGUUGUUGGCCGGCAUUUGGAGGAUAUUGUGGAGGAUUUGAGUGAGAUUGCUGUUAGUUUUCCCGCGGAUAUUAAGAUAACAUUGGCAGCAAUUGCAAGGAGAAGAAAGUUACUAAAUGAUGAUGUCAUUGUCUCCUUAGCUGAUAGUUCGUGGGAAAUUCUUGACCUUUCUGGUUCAGAUGUUUCAGAUUUCGGCUUAGCAAAAGUAGCUGAAAUGUGCAAAUCUCUUUGUGCUGUGGAUAUAAGCCAAUGCAACAAAAUUACUGCCAAUGGUGUAUCAGAACUUGUGCAGCACUGCCAUUCAUUGGAGACGUUGAGAUGCGGAGGGUGCCCUGCGAGUGAGUCUACAGCCCGAAGAUGCUUGGGCAUAUUGAAGCCAAAGCUGAACGAUGUGGGGGGAGAUUCUUGGGAGGAGCUUGAUACCAUGGAGAUUGGUCAUGGCGCACAGUCUUUGCGUUGGCUUGUGUGGCCAAAGAUUGAUAAAGACUCACUGGAGAUGUUGUCUACCGAAUGCCCACGGAUAAUAGUAAAUCCAAAGCCAUCACUAUUCAGCUUUAGAGGAACCGAAGUUCCCAGGGAAGCAUUGCCUGAUGUUGCUUUGGAUGAUCCCAUCAUCAAGGACAUCGAUCCCAAAACAUGGGUUUUCUGCCGGUUUACACCAAAGGCCAUAUCCCAAACUCUUUCAAGUCCCAACGAGUUAUCCCUGGCGGAAAAAUUUAGACUCGCCUUUGUGGAAAGAGACAUGCGCUUAGCUCCAAAGCGUGCAAAGAAUGCAAGACAGCAUCAGCGUCGCGCAGAGAGGGAGUGGAUGAUGACAAGCACCAGAGCCAAGGCAUUAGCUCUGGCCUCACAAGCAAGCAAAUCUCUACAUGGUCGAAGCUGAACCAUUCUAGCUUUCCAUCCUUAAUGUUCCUUUUUGGUUGUAAAUUAGAAACUGUAAAGUAUGCUAGUGAAUGAAGGAAAGUAAGGGUAUGGUGAUUAACUUUGGUUUUGCAUUUUGGCUAUAUCCAUCAUUGUCUUCCUCUAGGAGGCGGCUGAUGGAAACUUGGGAGAUACAUUGGAGAGCCUAGUGAGAGUUGUGGAUAUUUUGUUUUUAAAGUAAAAUGUUAUACUUUUCGUACUAAAACAUCCUGCAUCUGUGAAGUUAGGGCUGUAAAUCAUGAGUUUCAUUCACACUUAA
Theobroma cacao (cacao) is the source of this 1503-nucleotide messenger RNA. Its product is annotated as RNI-like superfamily protein. Lineage: Eukaryota; Viridiplantae; Streptophyta; Magnoliopsida; Malvales; Malvaceae. The record is from RefSeq and is a predicted model, not a curated record.